AUGAAUAUGUUUCAACAAUUUUUAUGUCAAAUAUUUUCUAAUCAAUGUCAAUUAACUUAUCUUGAACUUGAUAUUAAUCAAGCAUAUUAUAAUAUUUAUCAAUGUUUAAAAUUACCUUCCCAUUCUCGAUUAAAUACAAAUACACAUGAAUUUCAAUUUUAUUGUAUAACUUUACGUUGUUUAAAGAUUCAUCUUAAAUAUACAUGUUUUCUCGAAGAUCUUGUUGAACGUACACCCAAUCUCGAACAAUUAUCCGUUCAUAUUCAACAAUUACAACGUCAUUCUGAACGUUCUGAUUCCAAUAUUCAAGAUUCUAUACUACUAAAUAAAAAUUGGUUUAAUAAAAUACCAAAAUUAGAAUGUUUUACUAUGAAAAGUUUUGUUAAUGAUGAUUCAGAAUUUAUUUAUUUAAAAUGGCUUCUUAACAAUAUUAAUUAUGUUAAAAAACUGGAAAUUCAUUUAUAUAAAAAUGAAAUAUCGAAAACAGAUCAAACAAUAUGGAAAUCUAUUAUUGAUGCAAAUUUUAUUCGUCAAUAUUGUUUACCUGAUGAAAUAAUUAAUUUAAAAUAUUUUUAUUUUUAUAUUCGUUUAAAACAUCAAUUAUUAUUAAAUAAUAUUGAAAAAAUAAUAAAUUCUUUUAAAAUUGAUCCUUUUUUUAUUUUACAUCAAUGGACAGAUGUUAAAUAUUUUUAUGAUGAAUAUAGAUCAUAUCAUCAUAUUUUUUCAUCUAAUUUUAAUAAAUUUCAAUUUUCUGAUUUUUUAAUGAAUCAUGCAUCUAUAUAUGAUUGGUUAGGUAAUAGACAUAUUGGACUACAUUUGAAUUUAUCAAUUCAUUCAUUUCUUGAACAAUUUGAUAAACAAUGUCCUAGUAUUACUUCUAUUACAAUUUAUCCGAAACAUUAUAUUGAUGAAUCAAUAAUGGAGACAUUAUUAACAAUAAUAUUCGAAAUGAAACAACGAAAUUUAAAUAAUAAUCAAUUUCGAUAUAUUACAAAACUUCGAUUUGGAAACAAUUAUAGUCGUAUAAUUCAGCCUUUCGGUAAAUUAACAGAUCAAGAUAAAAUACAUGCAAAAAUAUAUUCUUAUAUUAUUUCAAUGACGGUUCAACUCAAAUAUCUUUUGAUUGAAAGAUUGGAAUGGUUUUUAUAUAUAAUUCAAUAUGCUUUUGAUGAUUUACGAAUGAAUGCAUUAAGUACUGUUCGUCAUAUUGAAUUCGGUAUAUCAAGUUGUCAUUUUGGUAACAAUGAAUCAAUUCAUAUUGGUAAACAUCUUGUACCACUUCUUAGUACUUUUAUGCCUCAUGUACAAACGUUGCGUCUAUGGAGACCAGAUGAUUUUCCUUGGACAUCGAUUCGACCGAAUUUUCGACCAAUACAAUAUGGAUUUUCUAUUCGACAAUGGCAAAGAUAUUUAAGAACAUUGGAAUCAAUUACUGAACAUGUAAAUGUUUUUGAAUGUGAUCUUUGUCAAUUAGUUGAACAAUUAAAACAACUUGUCUAUUUGGAUAUUUAUGGUAGUACUGCUUCAGAAAAAGUUGAACCUUAUCGUUUAAUGGUUCAAAAUCGUUUUCCAAAUAGUCGAAUUGAUAUUCAAAUAUCAAGAUUUCGUCUUUGGAUGUAA
Rotaria sordida is the source of this 1620-nucleotide messenger RNA. Lineage: Eukaryota; Metazoa; Rotifera; Eurotatoria; Philodinida; Philodinidae. The record is from the annotation of a GenBank genome assembly.